AUGACGGAGGCCACUUCUUUAUCGUCGUCCACCACCUUCAUGGUCAGUGACGAGCCCUCGAGCUCCAGCAUCAAGAAGACGAGCAAAGAAACAACUCCGGAAACAGCAGAACUACAACAACUACAACCACAAGAAGAACACCAGGACGAAGAAGGCGGGGAGGAGCAGGACGAACAGAAGAGCAGCAGCAGCGGCGGCGGCGGCAGCACGAUGAUGAUGCUGCAGGCCACCGGCACGCGGCAUGCGGCGCCCUCGCCCCUGGGACCCAGCGAGGCCGGGGGCAAGCUGCCCAAGGGCGGCGCGGCCGGGGUGGUGGAGGGCGUGGGUGUCGUGGUGGGCCAGUACGAGGUGGCCCGCGACCGCCUGGCGGGGCAGCUGCGCGAGGUGGAGGCCACCCUCGACCGCGGCGACGAGGGGACGGGCGAGGGCCUGCAGGACGGCCACGGCGACGCUACUCAACACGGCAGCGGCGCCGCCGCCGCCACCAGCACCACCACCAGCAGCGGCGCCGGCGGCAGCAGCGAUGGGAGCGGCGGGGCCGAGGUGAGCUUUGAGGAGCAGUUCCGGUCCAUCAACGCCAAGCUCCUCUCCGCCGAGGAGAGGAUCAAGCGCAAGACCAGCUUCGCCAAGGCCGCCACCUCCGCUGCCGCCCUCGACCCGCACGACGGCCCCUCGGGCGGCGGAGCCACCGUAUCGAAGGCUGAGUACGACGAGCUGGAGGAGGAGAAGACCAAGAUAGAGGAGGAGCUCUGGGAGCUCAAAUUCCAAUACGAGGAGGAGCAGCGCAAGGUGUUCGCCCUGACCAGCGAAAAGGAGGCCCUCGAGCAGUACGUCACACAGCUCGCCGAGGAGAUGCAGAAGGAGACGGCCAACAUGGUCUCCAUGAAGGAGCAGUUCGAGGAGCAGGCCUCCCCCGCCGGGCGCCGCUCGGUCUCGCGCAACAGAACGUCGCGCGGCGGGGCCUCGCCGGAGGGCGCCACCAUAACCGCGACGGCCGACGCGGACGGCGACGAAGCGGCGUCGGGCGCGGGGGGCCGCGCGCACGGGUCGACGGCGAUGAUGGACGCCGACACGCUGGCGGUGGAGCUGGCGCUCAAGGACGAGGAGCUGUCGCGACUGCGGGACUCGAUCGAGCGCGAGCGGCGGAAGAUGGAGGGCGAGAUCGUGUCGCUCAAGUUCGACCUGCAGAAGGUGCGCAACGAGGUCAACGUGCGCGAGGGCAAGAUGGCGUCGAUCAAGCUCGAGCUCGAGAAGGGCCGCAAGCGCGUCGAGGCGAUCGAACUCGAGCGGCGCACGCUCGAGCAGGAGGCGGCGCGCGCGACGGAGGCGGCGGCCGAGAGCGACCGGCUGCGGGCCGAGGCCGAGAAUGCCGAGCGCGCGGCACGUGCGGAAUGCGAGGAAUUCUCCCGGCGCGUGGCGGUGGCCGACGCUGAGGUGGCCCGCCUGCGCGACGUGCACGAGGAGGCCACGCGCGCGCUCGCGGCCCAGGCCCAGGCGGCGGGGGGCACCAACCGCGAGGCCAUCCGGCAGGUCGAGGAGCGGGUCGGGCUGCUCCGCCAGGAAUGGGAGCGGCUGCGCGAGAAUGAGCGGAAUCUCACGAAUGCCAGUGUCGACACCGGCGCCGGCGUCGACGCCGACCACGGCGCGCGGUGGGCCGUCGAGGAAUUCGUGCGCGAGCUGCAGGGGCGCGUGGGGCGGCUCGAGCGCGAGAAGGAGGAGGAGAAGGCGCUGCAGCGCGAGGUCAAGGACGAGCUGCACCGGCGCAUCCGCAAGCUCGAGCGCGAGCGCGACGACGAACGCGAACGAACGCGCGAGGCGCUCGACCGCGCCCGCGGGCUCGACGACCAGCUCCGCGCGGCGGUUGACGCGGCGGAGCGCGAGCGAGCCGACCGGCGGCGGGCGGAGGAGGCCAGCGCGCAGCUGGGCGAGCGGCUCGCGCAGUACGAGGCCCUCGGGCGGGGCGAGGUGGAGCGCGGGCAGCACCUGUUCCUCGACCGCGAGAAGGAGCUGCGGCAGGCGGUGGAGGAGCGGGAGAGCCAGCGGCGCAAGAUCGAGGCCGAGGUCAUCAUGCUGCGGGUCGAGCUCCAGCGGGUCCAGGCCCAGGCGGCCGAGGCCGGCUCGCUCGCUGCCGAGCUGGCCGACGUGCGCGGGCAACUCGCCCAGGCCAAGCUCGAGUCGCAUCAGCGGGAGGUGGAGCACCAGGCCAAGGUGGAGGGGCUGGAGGAGCGGAUGCGCGUGUGGGAGGAGCGACACGAUCCACAGGCGCGCGAGCGGGAGGUCGAGGAGGCGCGCGCGAAGGACCGACGCAUCGCGCAGCUCACCGCCGAACUCGCCGCGCAGGCCCAGCUGGUGGCCUCCCAACAGGAGAUGCACGAAAACAGCCUGCAGGCCCUCAAGACACAAAACUCUCUUCUCUCGCGCGAGCUGGAGCGACUGGAAGAUCAGCAGACGGAGAUGGCGAAGGAGAAGGACGAGACCAGCCAGCACCUGCAGGGCGAGCUCCAGUCCCUGCGACAGGCCUACAAGGCCCUCCUGCAGCAGCACGGUCCCAACUCACCGUCGACAGCGCGUCGCGAUCAGGAGAAGGACGCCGCGCUCAGCUCGCUUCGCGAGGAACUCGACAACGUCAAGCGAGAUUUGUUCUAUACAACGGCCGUGGGCAUCAAACUCAAUCUCACCUACUCGGGCCGAAGCUGCAACAUCAACAUCGGGUCGCUAUACGAGAAGGCUCUGGCUGAGGGAGUUAAGUGGCAGCAGUGGAACCGGUGGAUUCACGAUCAGGCCGAGCGGCGACAAUGA
This is a messenger RNA of Acanthamoeba castellanii str. Neff, 2799 nucleotides long. RefSeq lists its product as uncharacterized. The coding region runs from base 1 to 2799 and encodes 932 amino acids. The transcript is spliced from 9 exons. The record is from RefSeq and is a predicted model, not a curated record. NCBI's taxonomy places the organism in Eukaryota, Discosea, Longamoebia, Acanthamoebidae.